Molecule: messenger RNA, 852 nt
Organism: Nematocida minor
Lineage: Eukaryota; Fungi; Microsporidia
Product: ubiquilin
Exons: 1
Coding region: 1-852 (283 amino acids)
Biological process (GO): ubiquitin-dependent protein catabolic process
Cellular component (GO): cytosol
Molecular function (GO): polyubiquitin modification-dependent protein binding
Source: RefSeq, a predicted model, not a curated record
AUGCACAAGGUCACUGUAAAGUAUCUACAAGAAGUAAUAGAAAUAGAGAUAGGAAAUGAAGAUACAGUUGAAACACUCAAGAAUAAGAUAGAAGAAAGAAUAAACGUGCAGGCAGAUGGGCUGCGGCUGACGCACAAAGGAGGCAUUCUAUCUGACACAUCAAAGACCAUGGGAGCGCUGGGGAUAGAGGAUGGAGCCAUUAUCUACGCGAACAAAAUGGAAAAGCCCACAGGCCCCAGCGAAAUAAAUGGAGAAGUCUACCACAAGCCAGAGACACACCCAAGCGCUGCGAUGAUGAAGGACCCGGGAAUGAAGAAGAUAUUCAGCAACCCAGACAUAAUGAAGGGCCUUUUGGACAUGCUCCCAGAGCUGAAAAAUGAAAACCCAGAAAUAAGAAAACUCAUGGAAAGCUCAGAGAUGCUCGAGCAGAUGUCCAAGCUAGCAGAGGACCCAGAGCACAUGAACACGCAAAUGAAGAACCUGGACAUAGCCAUGGCCAAGCUGGAAACCAUUCCGGGAGGAUUCAAUAUGCUCAGAGGCAUGCUGAAAACGCAGAAAGACCCAAGCGAGUCGCUUGCUGAAGAAAGCGAAAGAAUGCACUUUAAGGAGGGGAGCAAGGACGCAAAGCCAUCGAGCCAGCCUGUGCCCAAUCCCUGGGGAAAGUACAACUUCAAUCCGAUUCUGGAGUACAGAUCGCAGGUCAAAUACAUGAAAGAGUGCGGAUUUACCGAUAUAAGCUCAAAUAUUAAACUAUUGAUAAAGCAUCAGGGCGAUGUAGAUAGUGCAAUAACAGAGAUAGUGUCAGACAGUGCAAUGAGCAGCCCCCUACCAGACCACAAAUCACGAACAUAA